AUAUUAUAAGAUUUAAGGGGGUUGCUAAGGGUUAGGAAGAGGGGGGUUACAAAAUAGAGCAGGUGAGUGGGUAAAGGGCUGCAUAGGUAUUUUUUAUUUAUUUUUGUUUCACUUUUUUUUGUGAAAUUGGGAUUUAGAUUGUGAAUUACUGUCUGAACCACACUCCGGAGCACGAGGGGGCAGUAAGGCGCCAUUAAGAUGGAAUGCUACCGCCGUAGAACACAAGAAAGAAGAUUAAGAAAACGGGUUUGAGCCUCAGCGCGCGCCGUAGCCUAACAGAAAGUGCAGCGUUUCAACUUUACGCCGCGCUUAUAUUCUCGUUCCAAGAAAAAUACAAAUGUCUUGUUGAUAUGGACCCUCUGCAGCCGGUUCGGGACCAGUUUAAUCUGCACAGUGAUGCGGAAGUAAAAUGGUUGGAAGAACUAUUUAAUUUAAUCAGAGACCAGAUUUGUCCUGUGCUCUCUGGCCCCGACACCUCCUGUCAGACAGCCAACCAGCGUGCGUCCAAUCUGACUGUGUGUGUGCUAAAGAGGAUACAAAAGAACAUGUCUGCCACACACACAUUACCUGUCAGCUACAGGCUGGUGUGCGUCUCUGAGCUUCUCUCUCACCAGCGUCUGGCCUGUGUCAUUAACUUGUCGUGGAGCACCCAUCAGCAGCGAACGUUGGCCAAGGAGGCUGAGCUGUCUCUGCCAGGUCAGCAGGCUUUACCACGAGCCAACCUGCUGCUGAUUGGCUGUCUGACGUACAACCAAGACGGCGAGUGGAGGCUGAUGGACGCCAGCGGCAGCGUCAGGUGUGAGGUCAUGUCUCCAUCACCUCUGUGGCUGAAUCGUCUCGUCUUCCUGCCCCACUGGCACUACAUCCCCCAAAAUGCUCCACAGCAAGCGCAGCCAGAUGCUCGAGGCUACUUAGAGAUGAUUGGCUCUCCGGUUCUGUUGAGUCCUGGCCUUGUGCAUGGAUCGGUGACUGCCCCUGUUGCAGGGGCGAGACCUGGAAUCACAGUCAGUGUCACAGAGGCUGCAGCCUUAGUACACAACAGGAUCCGAGGACAACGUUUGUCCGUCAGCGGCCAUGUAGCUUCUGUCUGCCCCUUGUUGGUCAUUGCAGGAACUUCCUUCUUCUGCUUCACACUGACAGACAAGACACACACAAUACCUGUCUUGGUCAAGGACAGCAGCAAGUUGUGGUGGACACAAUGUUUGUCCGUCGGGAUGGGUGUGUGUGUGACAGCCUUGCGUGUGUGUGUCCUGAAAGCCUGGAGAGGAAACAACAUUCUGUGUGUGACUGAACACUCCGAAAUACACAAGACACACACUCCAGCAGAGGACACGCCACCGGCCAUGUCUCCCCCACUGAUGACAUCACACCUAGGAGAAGGACAACCUGAGAUGUGCCUUGUCCAAUCAGCUGUCAGGAUCAAACAUUCCAGAGUUAUCAGUUACCAGGGCACAGUGACUGAAGUGGUGAGCGAAGGGGCGGGUCUGUACAUAAUGGACAAGGUGAUGGGUCUGUGUCUGGCCUAUCAGCCUACGCUGAGGAGGAGGCUCCGAGUGGGAGACAAAGUACAGCUCCAUCACGUUCACUUCCUCUACCGGCCCUGUCCUGAUUUUCCUCCCAGCAUGCUUUGCACUUGUCUGCGCUCCACUUUGACGGUGACAAACUUCAGCGGGGUGCUUGGCUCAGUCCCUAAUCACAGCUGUCCCGGUGAUGGUGUGUUGCCGCGGUUACUGGUGGAGAAGAGCACGGCCGUCUCCCAGUAUCUGUGGACCUGCCACCUCAGCUCCCAGCUGAAAUGCAGUCUGCUUUGCAGCACCACAACCCACUGUGUGUGUUUGCUGUCAUGGAAACUGAUGGAGAUUGUGUUAGGAGAAGGGCAACAACAAAGACGAGACAUCUACAUCGAGAUGCUGGACGAGCCUCACUCAUGUCUGCUAAUGCAGUAUGCGGCUGACUGGGCGCAGCAUCAAUAUGUCAGCCUAUCUGAGCUAUGCAAGUCCCUCCAAGAGGACUCUUGGGCUUCAUUAUCACUCAGCUCUCUGCUGCCAUCCGCUGGAGGUGGACUGACACGAGUCGAGAUGAACUCGGCCGUGGCCUGGUCCAGCAGGACUUUGACUUCUGACCCAACGGGCGAGCCCGGAGAGACGCUUGGACGGCGUCCCCUGCUGCUCGUCGGCGUGUUGGAGCUUCCUUCUCACCCAUCACAACACGUGCUUCAGCUGAGAGACGCUACAGGGGUUAUCGCCUGCGUCGUCACAGGCAACACCCAGGAGGAGGAGGGGGGAGGUCAAAGGGCUUUUUUAAAUACUGCAUGGAUAGGUUGUCUAGUAUGUGUCCAGCGGUUCACCAUGGUAACAGAGCGAUUCCUCCAAUCAGAUUUUCCCUCCUACCAACACUUAGACCAGGACAAGUUCAUCACACAUAAACACUGCAGGGUUUACCUCCAGUUUUCUCAGGAUUGCAUCCACAUUUUGAGUCCAUCUGCUGCCAUGGUAACUCACCUAUGUCAGAAAGGGGUGGAGUCAGUAGAUAAGAAGAAAAAGGUUCAAAUAGCUGCGACAAAGAAGAGAAGAAGAUGGGAAGAGGAGCCAGAGGCCUCCCAGUCUUCUUCCUCCAUUCCCAUGACAGCCACCUACCCCUGCGUCUCAGUGGUCCUCAGGCUGGAGCAGAAGACUGGUGUGACUUGGAUGAACACAGGGGUAGGGCUAGAGGAAGAGGAGGCUGGACUGAUCGCUUGCUUCUCUGCUAAAUCCACUGUGGUUGGUCCAGUGGUAGCCUGGGGGCAUGACCCAAAGAACAGGCCAAUGGAGGACUCUGAGGUGGACAAAGAGAAACAGGUGAACGUGGUGUGUUCAGGUGCGUCAGCUCGCUGGUUUCCUGUCCUCCAGUCAGGAUGUUUUUACAGACUAGUGGUACCCAACACACAGGAUUGCAGCGUGUUGAUUGACUGUGCUGUCUCUGGGUCGAGAAGCGACUUCACUGUGAAGGUGCAAUCUGAUUGGAAGUUUCACACACUGACACGCCCACUCUUUGUGCACACCUAUGAACAGAAUGUCUCAUCCACUGUGUCAUCGGUGUCUCAAGUCCUGGACAACAGUUGUGCAGAUGUGGUGUGUUUCCAGGGUUUUGUUUCUGAGCGAAUCAAUCUGGAUGACAGGACAAAGAACACUGGACAUGCUCAAAUAGGUCUGUCUCUUUCCUACACACACACACACACACACACACACACACACACACACUCAAAAGACAAAAAAAAGCAGUACACGUGUGUGUGUUUGUGUUCAGGUGUGCGUCUCACAGUGUGUGACCAAAGUGGGAGGAGCAUCAAUGUCUACCUGAAGUUGAAGAACCUCAACUACCCGCCUGGUCUGUUGCCAGGCAACACUCUGAUGCUCUCAAAUUUCCACAAAAAACUGUCCAGGACAGGAAGUGUGUACUGCACUAAUCUACCAGUCAGCUGGGUGGCGGUCGUGCGUGUGCGAGAUAAAAGUUCUGAGGGACGCCCACCGGUUCCCAUCAUGCACCUGGGCCUGUGGACUCGACAGAGCAGCACCGUGGGUCGAAUCAAAGGUCACGUGGUGUGUUUCCUGUUCCUGCAGCUGCAGUGGAAGUGUUCACAGUGUGGGAGUGUUUUCCGACAGUCAGCUUGCAGUCAGUGUCUCUCGUCCUCAGCUUGCGUCUUUGACAGCACAGCUAAGUUGGUAAUCGACGACGGCACAGGUGAGGCUCACGUGCGUUUCUCAGGGAUGCAUGUUCGUCAGCUGCUUGGAUUGGCCCAUUCUCAGUGGGAGGGUCUUCAAAGAGCACUCAAAGUCAGAGGUGACAUCACAGUGUAUCCCCGCGGACGGAGUACGUCGUGCGACUCAGACGAUUGGCUGCUUCACUUCCUGUUGUUAUGUGUGCGGAGAGUUGACUCAUUGUUUUUGACCUGCAGCAGACAACACGAAGCCAAAACAGAAGUGGUCAAAACGUUGAGUCGCAGAAAGCGAGACUUCUUGACCAGGUUGGCCCCGCCUCCAAAGCUCACCUGUCAGCAAAUGCACAGCUUGCCGACUGCACAUUGAUAGUUCAUGUUGUGUUGCCAUUUUCACUCCACCGCAGUCUGCUUGAAGGGUUACUGUGUGGGUGGAGCCUGUCAGUUGAUGACGAGCAAAUAUUGAUAUAUUCUGACUGAAAUAAAAAAGUACAACUGA
This is a messenger RNA of Entelurus aequoreus (snake pipefish), 4193 nucleotides long. RefSeq names its product CTS telomere maintenance complex component 1 (gene ctc1). The transcript is spliced from 24 exons. The record is from RefSeq and is a predicted model, not a curated record. Bases 351 to 4064 code for a protein of 1237 amino acids. Gene Ontology annotation, cellular component: CST complex. Gene Ontology annotation, molecular function: single-stranded DNA binding; telomeric repeat DNA binding. Gene Ontology annotation, biological process: positive regulation of DNA replication; telomere maintenance via telomere lengthening. NCBI's taxonomy places the organism in Eukaryota, Metazoa, Chordata, Actinopteri, Syngnathiformes, Syngnathidae.